Messenger RNA from Penicillium olsonii, 1524 nucleotides. Lineage: Eukaryota; Fungi; Ascomycota; Eurotiomycetes; Eurotiales; Aspergillaceae. The record is from the annotation of a GenBank genome assembly.
AUGACUUCUGAACAGGGCAAAGGCCCCCCCAAAGGUGGGAUGUCGCUUUAUGCGAAUCUACUAGGGGACUCUGAUGCACCAGGGACUAUCUCUCGCGCACCAGUUGUCUUCAAACAGAGCUCAGAGUCCGAGUCGCAAGCCGAGGACUCAACAGCCAAGAAGCAACAACUGAAUACUGCUUCACUCCGUUUUCAACCCACAAAAAGACCGCAACAAGCAUCCCAAAAGCCCAAGCCCAAGCACGCUUUCCCCAAGGCAGCGCCACAGCCCACCCCCAACCAGCCAUCGGUGUCAGUGAAGAGCACCGUGGCCGACUGGACUUCCAGAGAGGAGGACGAUCACGAGUAUUACGCGGGCAAUAAGCGACAACGCGGCGGAAGAAAGAAGCGCAAGAAGAACCCCCACGAGCAAGUUCAUGUUGCCGAGGAUUGGGAUGCCCCCUAUGAUCCUACGUGGCCAACCAACUACCAAGAAUACCGGCAUAGCGAUGAGAAAAUCAGUGAAGUUCGAGAAUGGAAAGACCAUCUGUACAGACAUCGGAUGAGACGUUCUCCAACCCAGGAUUCGGAUAGUGAAGGUGAUGCCCAGCCAACAAACAAGCAAUUCGCGCCUCCCAGCAGCUUUGCGCCCCCACCUAACAUCAAUGACGUGCCCCCACCCCCGCCUCCUACCGAUGUUCCGAAUGAUGCAUCUGGGGAGGACGCUUUUGCUCGACGCGCAGCUCUAGCUCAAUCUACACACACACAGCCCCCACCACCUCCACCCGAGGAGCCAUACCAGAUUCCCCGACCCGAUAUUCCACCCGCUCAACCAAAACCUCUCGACACCUUCCAACCUAGCUCCGCAACAAUCUCCCGGGCUCCAGUCCGCUACAAUCUGCCACCACCCCCCGAAGACAUUCCUGCUUCUGAAGCCGAACUAGAAGCUGCGUUAGCGCAAGAAGAGCAGGAUGCAGGAGAACCAAAUGAAGGUGCGCCUCGCUCAAACCGACCCGGCCAACAGGGCUUCGCGGAAAGAUUGCUUUCCAAGUAUGGAUGGACCAAGGGAACUGGACUUGGCGCUACCGGCUCUGGCAUGGUGAAGCCACUGCAGGUUCAGGUUGAGAAGCGCAAGAAGCGACCCGAUUCUGAAGGUGGUGGCUUUGUGACACCCGCUGGACGGGGUAAGAUCAUCGGAAGCAAAAGGUCUGACCAGUAUGAGAGCAAGUUCGGCCCCAUGUGUGAAGUCAUCAUUCUGUGGGGCAUGCUUGAUGGUAUUGAUAUCGACUCCGAACUGGAGAGCAGCCAUGAUGGUGGCUUGAUGCAGGAUAUUGGCGAGGAGUGUAACGAGAAGUAUGGAACUGUGGAACGAGUCUUUAUUGCUCGCAACGCCGGUAACCCUGUUCCUGUCUUUGUCAAAUUCGUCAGUCCGCUGUCUGCUCUACGUGCUGUCAAUGCUCUUGAGGGUCGCCUUUUCAAUGGAAAUGUUAUCGUGGCGCGGUUCUUUGACCGAGAGAAAUUCGAUCAGGGUAUCUACGAAGAUUAA